AUUUAUGAAAGGACCAUGCAUGAUUUUCAUUUAAAUGUACAGUUUAAUGGUAGUGGGAUUUAUUUCUGAGUCACAGAUAACUGUUGGGUUAACACCAGAGAAAGUUUAACAACAUUCAUACCCUGUUUGUUUAAUUUUGAAAGCCUUCUGAAGAAAAACUAGGGGAAAACUGCAACUUUUUAAUAACUUAGAGCUUUAAUUGUUGGAUUUAAUUAUUACAGUGAAAGUAACCUGCCUGUUUUUUUUUUUUUUUUUUUUUUGCUCGCAGGCACAUUAAACCUCAGAGGCAGGCAGGCGGCAGGAGAGAGGAGGGAGGGAGACAGGGGGAGGAGGAACCACUGGUGGGGGAAAAAAAGUUAAAGUGAAAAUGGCUUCCUUGUCUUUAGAAUCCACAGAACAAUCAGAGAGCAGCCCAGAGGAGCCCAAAAAAGAGGAAGAUCCCGUCCAGGUUUCGGAAGAACUGCUCCAAAGUUUCCAAAAGUCGGCUCUGAGUUUCUCCACAGACCAGGUUUCGUGUCUCUGCGAGGCCCUCCUGCAGGCGGGCAAUGUGGAUCGCCUGUGGAGAUUUCUCUCCACCAUACCUCCUUCGUCCGAGCUGCUACGUGGCAACGAGACCCUGCUGAAGGCCCAGGCUCUGGUGGCCUUCCACCGGGAGGAGUUCAAGGAGCUGUACGCCCUCCUGGAGAGCCACGACUUCCACCCGUCGAACCAUGGGUUCCUGCAGGACCUGUACCUCAAAGCGCGCUACAAGGAGGCGGAGAGGUCCCGGGGCCGCAGCCUGGGCGCCGUGGACAAAUACCGGCUCAGGAAAAAGUUCCCCCUGCCCAAAACCAUCUGGGACGGGGAGGAGACCGUGUACUGCUUCAAGGAGAAGUCCCGCAACGCGCUGAAGGAGUGCUACAAGAGCAACAGGUACCCGACUCCGGACGAGAAGAAGAACCUGGCCAAAGUCACAGGACUGUCCCUCACACAGGUCAGCAACUGGUUCAAGAACCGCAGACAGAGGGACAGGACCCCGUCCGGAACUCUCAGCAAAAGUGAGUCUGAUGGGAACCACAGCACUGAAGAUGAGGCGAGCGUAAUGGACGACGCUCCCGACAGACCGGAGAAGGCUGCCAUCUCCGCGGCGCCCAUCAUCUCUGUUUCUGCGGUGCCGUGUAACGCAGGAAGUCAGCUCAUCCUGAACGGGUCCARCAGCUUCCUCACAGCCUCUCAGCCUUUGCUCCUGAAUGGAAACUCGCUCCUGUCCGGUGCAGGGGCCGGCGUCAUAAUCAACGGGCUCAACCUGGGUGAAUGCCGUACCGUCACCCUGAGUCCCGUCGCCUCMAACUCCCCUCUAAUCCUGAACGGGGCUCCGGUAAUAACCAAACCUGGGGCGAGCGGGCAGCUGCCGCAGCAGACAGCUUCUGAGGCUGAACAGGAAGUCACGGUCUUGGCGUCUAAAGUUUUGAGCACUAACACCGUACCUAACUCUCAAACUAUCAUUUCUCCACCUCUGCAAUCCAAAACUGAAAACGACGACGAAAUGGAUUUCAUCAUCGCUCCUAAAUCAGAGAGMAACGAGACUGUUACAUCGUCUUCCUCAUCUUUAUCCUCCUCCUCACCAACUCUGUCCUCUCCCACCAGUCUUCCAUCAAUAGUUUUAGCACGGACCCCUCAACAUCAGGAGUUCCUGACCCCCCCAGCUUCUCUGUCACCUGCAGGCUUGGUUAUUUCUUCUUCAGCGACGAUGUCCAGUCCGCACGUCGCCAGCGUCGCCUCUGGUUCCCAGUUAAACCCCUCGAGCUCUGUCAUUUUCUCCAGUAACUCCACCCCUCAGCCCAUCUCGUUGCCCCAGGUGGUGCCCUCCAUUCAGGGGACCCCAGUGUCCCAUCUGGUCCAGCACUCUUCAGGAGCCCAGUGCCCUCAGCUGGUCCCAAUGUCCUCACUCCCUUCGCCGGCUCCUCAUUUCCAACCCCCCCAGACUCUAAGCACGAGCAGCACGCCAGCUCAACUGGGUGCCCCCACAACCACGUCUCAGUGCCCCACUACCAUCGUUUCCAUCUCGCAGCUCAACGGUAACAACCUCCAGCAGCAGAUGAUGCACCAGCUGGGAGAGCAAACCGUAAACGCCACGCCGAGCAAAGUCCAGGCCAUUUCUAUAUCUUCCCCAACGCAAGUGGUCCCGGCCCCCCAGGCUAAAGGCAGCGCAGCGCCCGUCCCGCUCUCAGUGCCUCAGCUGGUCCCGGUCUCCUCCAUCCAAACCUCCUCCAACAUCUCCUUCCCUCAGGUGGUCCCAGCUAGCGCUUCUCUUUCCAUCCCCACUGCCGGGAUGCCCUUACAGAUCCUAGCUCCCGCUCCGGCUGCAGGAGGGGUCGCUCCGGGCCCGCUCAGAGUGAACCAGCUGAGACCCGUUCAGAGUGCGGGGACCCCGAAUAGCAUGGCCCCCGCAGUGCAGCUGCUAAACCCAGGAAUCAUUCAGCUGCCCCCUGCUUCUCCAGGUAACCUGGUCCUCAGUGGAAGCCCUUAUCUGAGUGUCCAGCAAGGCAAGCUGAUUCUGACCAUCCCAGCAGGCAUCCAGCUCACCRGUCUGCCCCUGAAACCAGUCCUAGACGCUGCCCCCGUCCCUGCAAGUGGAGUGAGCGCAGUCCUCAACCCCUCCACACCUCCGGCGGCCUCCCAGCUUCCAACCACCACGUCCAGCAGCCUUUCAACCUUUCCUCUGAACUUCAUUAACUCGUCUCCUCUGUACUGCGCUCCGGAGUCGGCGCUCCCCGGCAGCCAGGCUCCUGCCGUCUCCUCUCACACUUUGGAUCAGUCCGUCACCUGCACGACGCAGAACGCGCUCACUCCAGAGAGCAUGCUCMCGCUCAGCCCCGUCUACAGUGGUGUGACACCAAACAUCCAGCUGUCCCAGCCGGCCUGGAGCCCCGUGCCCCUCUCAACGUCCACCAGCCUGACUCUGUUUGACGUCCGCGGCAAGGGCGAGCUGCACGUGGAUCCUGCUCUGUUAGCCCUGCCGGGGGGAGAGUCGCUUCUUCUGGGAAGCCCCUCUCCAGGCCAGGACGAGGAGGCCGGCUCGCCUCUGGGAAACCCCGAGGAGAUGGACGGAGACUCCAAGAUCCUCACUCAGCUGCAGUCCGUCCCUGUGGACGAUGAUCUGGGCCUUUAAAGUAGAGGGCUGGUGAGCAUAACACUAAAGAUGACUCGACACAUUUCGCUUCACAGUAUGGACCCUCUAACGUCGUCUUAUGUGUCUGAGAUGGUUCGAAGUGGCACUUUUACACAAAUGUCCUGCGCAGUCUGAGAGGAUAUUACUCCUGGGUUUUUAGGGGAGAAUUUAGCAACGUUUGAAGUUUUUGUCCAAACCUUUACACACCUCACGUUAGGAAUGUGCGAUAUGGCAAAAAAAUUCACAUCACCACACACACACACACACACACACACACACACACACACACACGGAAUUAAACACCUCGAGCACAAAACCAGUUGUGCUGCAGUGAGCUCUGUACCAUCUCUCCUCUCUUUAGUACAACUGUGAUGAUGAUGCAUGAGAUUUGUACCUACAGCACCACAUCUGUAGAGCUUCCGAUACUUGUAGUGCAUUGUGGGAAAUGCAGUCUGUACGAGUUGUUUUUGUUUAUCUUUUUGGCUGGUUUGCUGCAGAAACAGUAUUAGGCCUCUCCAGAGACGUAGUGUUCCUUAAAACAGUCGAGUAUCUCCUCUGCUGUUCGCUCCUCUGGCA
Messenger RNA from Austrofundulus limnaeus, 3727 nucleotides. It is a transcript of the gene six5, whose product is annotated as SIX homeobox 5. NCBI's taxonomy places the organism in Eukaryota, Metazoa, Chordata, Actinopteri, Cyprinodontiformes, Rivulidae. The record is from RefSeq and is a predicted model, not a curated record. Gene Ontology annotation, biological process: regulation of transcription by RNA polymerase II. Gene Ontology annotation, molecular function: RNA polymerase II cis-regulatory region sequence-specific DNA binding; DNA-binding transcription factor activity, RNA polymerase II-specific. Gene Ontology annotation, cellular component: nucleus; transcription regulator complex.